AUGAAUCCAAAGCUCUGGCUGGCAACCGUGUUUGUGAUGUCCCAGAUUGGUAUACUCAACGCUAACAGGCAGUGUCAUGUAAUCGAAAGCUCCAUUGGUGGAAUGAGCCUGAGAGGUCACGUGUUUAAAAUGUAUCGCGAUCAGUUGCCUGACGAGUGUUUUCACCUGUGUGAGGAAGAAGUCACGUGUCAGAGUUACAAUGUCGUCAUUGGUCAAAACAUCUGUGAAUUGAACAAUCGUACAAAGGAAGCACGGCCGGAAGAUUUUAUGCCGGAUCAGAGGAGAUUUUACAUGAAGCGUUCUAGAAACAGAGGUACCCUUUACGUUCCCUCGACUAACUUUUUGCAUUUGCGUUUCUGGGAAAACUUGUUUUUUAAAUUUUUCAUUCAUGAUUACAGAAAACUCAGAUUUCAGAGAAACAAAAUUCAUAUAUUUAGAUAUAUUCCUAUGGCGAGCCUUUUGAUGAUUCAAUUUCGGGGAUUGUUUCAAUAUUGGUAAAGUAUUUCAAAAUACAGAGACAAGUCAAAAUUAAAGAAACCACGUUUUGGAAUCAUCGUCUCAUCAACGUCAUCUUGGGAAGAUAAUAUUUGACUGAAUUAUGAAGUCAAGCAACUCUUUUCCUUAGUCACUUAGAAAAUGGUUUGACGAUGAUACGGAAAUGUUGGCUUGUUUCGCUGCGUAAUUGUUGCUGUCUUCCAUCUCAUUUCUUAGUCUAGAUCUGAUAGAAUUAGCAAAGUUUUUAUUUCUUUCUGCUUUCACGCAGGCAGGAAAAGGUAGGAGGUUUUUUCCUCUCCUGUCGAAUCAGGAGGUAUCGAACUGCAUGAUGGUGUAGAUUCUUGCAUGAAAUUUGUUUUUUUCUGACGUAGUUCCCCUCGGAUCCAUCAAAGAACUUCCGGCGAAAACCUGUGGUGAGAUUGAAGCGAGUGAAGGGAACCAGAUGGCUGACGGGAAAUACUGGAUUUACUCUGAAGAGAAUAGCGAGGUCAUCGAGGCCCAUUGUAAAGGUAAAUUGUCUGAUUAAAUUAGUGGACUAAUUCAUCACCCCACUGCCUGCUUAACGCGUUCUCCUACUCCGACUUCUUUUUUAAACUUACCAAAAUAAUAUCUCGUCGCAGUGUUUCUGCAAAAAAGGGUAAUUAUAGAGAUGAAAGGUUUCUUUUCAGUAAUUCAAAUAGAACUAUAAACUCCGAGAAGAAGAUUAGACAAUGACAUGAAUUGUUCUUUCCCUUAUACAAAAUUGUUUUAAUGACGAAUGGGAAUAGAUUAAAACAACUAUCCAGAUCACGACACCGAAAAAGAUAAUGGUUUACCUUUUUUAUUACUGGAAUUUAUCCUGCAAAUGGCUGUUAGCCUAAUACCAUUCGAAAAUGCAUUGGGUGAUUUAAAUACAGUUUAAUUAACUUUCAAAACUAUCUAGCUAUCUUAUUACUAUAACUUAGAGAGCUGGCAGAAGAUAAAUGGUGAAGAACCCGUCUGCUUUGGAACCAAAAAUAAUCAGUAUGGUUCCUUCAACAUGAAAAAGAGUGGACGAGUGAAAACAAUGAAGCUUAUUCACAGGUCAGGGUCGGUGCACUGCAACGAUAAAUCUAUCUUAUCCUACUGGGGCUGCAUCAACCCAAGAUAUGGAGAAAAUUUGAUGACAAUCAUCACAGAUACCAAUAAGAAGACCAUUCUGCCCCCUGCCGAAGACUUGAAAGCUUUACCUUCAGGUGCUUUUGGAAACAAACCACACUUUUACAGUCUUCCUGGAUAUUACCGUACCAUAUCUGCAACCAGGAGAUGCAGAUAUGGUACGGACAGGAUUGGGUGGACGGCGGAGAGGAAGACAACAGCGGUGAAACUUGUGUUGAUGUGUAUGCAUGGU
This is a messenger RNA of Pocillopora meandrina, 1864 nucleotides long. NCBI's taxonomy places the organism in Eukaryota, Metazoa, Cnidaria, Anthozoa, Scleractinia, Pocilloporidae. The record is from the annotation of a GenBank genome assembly.